CUUCGUUGCGCGGAAGCAUCUCGAGCCACUUGCCAUUCGUGCGCGGAAGCAGCUUUACUUGGCCGCCAUUAGUCCUUUAUCCUGGUACGUGUGGCAUCUAGAGUCCGGUUGUAGCGUGAGGGGUGAUUUAAGCGUGAAGUAUAUCAUAUAAACAGAGCAAUGGAAAACGCUGCAAAUGAAAUGAACAUUAAGAAUGAAGAGGAACAUGACCGGAAAGGCCAAAACCAUGCCGGGCAAAACAGUCAUCCCGGUGGCGGUCGUGGUGAAGGCCGGGGCAAUUUCGAUGGCCGAGGUGGUGGAUUUGGUGGUGGCAGAGGCAGAUUUUCGAAUCGUCCCAGAGACGACAACAGAGGCAGAAAUCCUGAUGAUCGACUGAAUGAACGGCUAGCUGCUCUGAUGGCUCCAACUCAUGAUCUUCCACCAAUGGAUACAACAGAAAAAAAAUUCUCCGGCCGCUGCCGAUUAUAUAUAGGCAAUUUAACAGCUGAUGUUACUGACGAUGAAAUCAGGGAAAUGUUUAGUCCCUAUGGAGAAGUGGCUGAACAGUUUGUUAACAAGGAAAAGAACUUUGCUUUUAUACGCAUGGACUACCGUGCAAAUGCUGAAAAGGCAAAGAGAGAACUUGAUGGGUCUCUACGUAAAGGCCGUUCCAUUAAAGUUAGGUUUGCUCCACCUGGAGCUGCUAUAAAAGUUAAAAAUCUAACACCUUGGGUGUCAAAUGAACUUUUAGAGAAGGCAUUUUCAGUAUUUGGAGAUAUUGAAAGAGCUGUUGUCAUUGUUGAUGACCGAGGAAAGUCAAUGGAGGAAGGUAUAGUUGAAUUCGCCCGAAAGCCUGCAGCUCAGAUGGCUAUGCGCAGAUGUGCAGAAGGCUGCUUUUUCCUUACAGCGUCUUUGCGUCCUGUUGUUAUUGAACCAUUUGAACCAUUAGAUGACACGGAUGGCUAUCAGGAGAAAAAUCUGCCCAAGAAGAACCCAGAGUACUACAAGAUGAGAGAAGUGGGACCACGUUUUGCAACACCAGGAAGCUUUGAGUACGAGUAUGGUACACGUUGGAAGCAACUGUAUGACUUGCACAAACAAAAGGAAGAUUCCUUGCGCCGUGAAAUGAAGAUGGAAGAAGAAAAACUAGAAGCUCAAAUGGAAUAUGCUCGCUAUGAACACGAGACAGAGAUGCUGCGUGAACAACUGCGGCAGCGUGAAUUAGACCGUGAACGACAGAAACAAGAGUGGGAAAUGAAGGAACGGCAGGUGGAAGAGCAACGCCUGCAGAUGGAAGAGCGUAUGCGUCGCCAACAGGAAGAAAUGCAGCAUCGAAUGCAUCACCAAGAAGAAGAACUUCGCAGAAGACAACAGGAAAACAAUCUCUUCAUGCAGGCGCAUCAGUUAAACAGUCUCCUGGAACAGCAAGAACAGGCAUUGAGAGCCAAUCCCACAGACUAUGAUGCAGCAGCUGCUGAUCCAGUCAUUCGUGAUUAUGAUGCAGUUGGUGCUGAGGCAGGAACCAUCCCGCCGGUGAGCUAUGAAGAUCAUUGGCAGAGAUACUAUGCUGACUGUGAACACUACUAUUGAUCAGUGCAAUGAUACACAGUGAGAUAAAGGCAUUGACUGAUUUGUGGUUGAAAAUGACUGAGAAGAGCGAAGUGAUAAGACAUCUUAACUACGUGAAAAAGAAAUUUCUGUUUAGAAAUUUAUUCAGUUCACAGAGAGACAGUUGGGCUGGGCCUUUGACAAUUUGCAUACCUCUUCAAAGUGUAGAACAUUGUUUCCUCUACUCAGCAAAAACCUGUGGCUCUGAAAACUGGCAGUACUUUGUGAUCAUUUGUACUGGCUAUACUGGGAGUAUGCUAAGAUACAGAAGCAGUUACCUGAUGCAGUGAGAGGUUGGCAGAAUGGCAUGAGUAAAAAUGUCAAUAGUGCUUAAGGAAAACUCGAAGACUGCAUUUAAACAUGUUCUCAGCACCUGGAGAGUGACAGAGCAUGGUGGGUUAACUCGUCCACAUCUGUAAAAGGGUUGGAGUACCUUUCAUAAAAGUUAAUCAAAUUUGGCACUUCAUCAUGCAUGUAGUUGGUGCAAAAUUGGGUCACCUUUCUAUGAGAGACUAUAAAAAUGGAACCAAAGAAGAUAUCAAGCUGAAACUUCAUACAUAUGCAUCCAAAAAUCAUUGAAUCUACUCAAAAAAUUUCAGUGGAUUCAGAAAUGGUCAAGUGGAGACUAUAUCUGAAACUUGCCCACUUGAAGUGGAAUGACUUGUAGUGCGGUGAAUUUGGAUAGUACUGCCAAAUACCUGUUGAGAUGAUACAAGUGGCAGCAUGGAUGGUUCCACUUGUGAUACUUCUGUGACGUAAUUAAAAAGGUGCCAGAAAAUCUAGAGCUGCAUGGAAGCAUUUUGAUUUAAAGUCCUGCAGCUGAAGAAAGGCAAAACUUCCAGCUACGAUGAAUUAAGUUGGAGUAUCAGCAGGGAAGAUGAUUUCUGGAGCCUUGCUGUCCAGCAUGUUUUUAUACAUUAAAGAAAUGUCAUAACAA
Schistocerca nitens (vagrant locust) is the source of this 2524-nucleotide messenger RNA. RefSeq names its product hrp65 protein-like. Lineage: Eukaryota; Metazoa; Arthropoda; Insecta; Orthoptera; Acrididae. The record is from RefSeq and is a predicted model, not a curated record. Gene Ontology annotation, biological process: regulation of DNA-templated transcription. Bases 160 to 1569 code for a protein of 469 amino acids. Gene Ontology annotation, molecular function: RNA binding. Gene Ontology annotation, cellular component: nucleus. The transcript is spliced from 15 exons.